AUGACGUCCGGCAAAUCAGUCUUCAUUGUUGGACCCGGCUUCAUUGGCUGGAAUGUCCUAGAUCUGCUCAUUGCAGAAUGCUACGCGGUCACAGGCUUCGUCAGACGCAAAGAGCAUGGCCAGCAGAUACAAGCCUCCGGCGCGUCGCCAGUGUAUGGCGAUUUGAACGACAAGCAGUUCAUUAAAGAGCAGACUCUCAAACACGACAUUGUCAUUCAUACAGCUACAGCCGACCAUCUCCCCAGUGUUGAGGCUAUUCUUGAUGGGGUCCGACUCCGUGCCGAAAAAGGCCAAACGACGACCUUCAUACACACGUCCGGCACCUCAGUAUUGGACGACUGCGCCAUGGGUGCCUUCAAGAGCGACCGAAUAUACCACGACGACGUUCGAUCUGAAGUUGACAGUGUGUCUGACAGUGCGCCUCACCGAGAGAUUGACCUUGCUGUUGUGAAGUGCCAGAGGGAGCUUGGCACGAAAGUAAAGAUUGCCAUUAUCAUUCCGCCGUUGAUUUAUGGCUUCAACCCCUCUCAUAAGCGUCUUUCCAUUCAAAUCCCCACUCUCACCCGUUUUGCCCUCAAACAUGGCUACGCAGCGCAUGUUGGCAAAGGCUUGAGCGUGGAAUCCAACAUUCACGUUCUGGAUCUCGCCCGAGCAUACAUGACUGUCCUGAAGUACAUGACUGGGAGUGCACCAGUCGAACUUUUGGAGAAUCCAUACUUCUUCUGUGAAACUACUGGAGACAAGGAACCAUCUUGGUAUGAUGUUGCCACACUGAUUGGAGAAUCGCUUUACCAGGCCGGCAAGAUUCACUCGCCCGAACCCAAGAAAAUCGCCCAGAAUCUUUAUGGAGAUCUGUUUGGGGAUUUUACAGAAGCCGUCAUUGGCUUGAACAGUCGAAGUCGAGCGGACAGGUUGAGGGCGUUGGGUUGGGAGCCUCGCGAGAAGGAUUGGAAGGCAAGUUAUGUAGAGGACGAAUUGCCCGAACUGUUGAAGGAAGAUGUUGGAAAUUUUGAUGGAUACAAAGGCAUUGUCCCCUCCUGA
Molecule: messenger RNA, 1041 nt
Organism: Ramularia collo-cygni
Lineage: Eukaryota; Fungi; Ascomycota; Dothideomycetes; Mycosphaerellales; Mycosphaerellaceae
Product: related to Weak similarity to Y.pseudotuberculosis CDP-3,6-dideoxy-D-glycero-L-glycero-4-hexulose-5-epimerase
Exons: 2
Coding region: 1-1041 (346 amino acids)
Source: RefSeq, a predicted model, not a curated record